AAGGUCAGCGUUGGUUUUCGACAUGGUGGCUCUCAAUGUGCUGGUGUCCGGCUGCGGACGGCUGCUCAGAGGGCUCCUGGCAGGCCAGGCCGCGACCAGCCGGGCCCGGCCUCCAGCUCGCGGGUUCAGGGAAGUGGUGGAGAUCCAAGCAGGGAAGACAACUAUAAUUGAAGGCCGAAUCACAGGGACUCCCAAAGAAAGUCCAAAUCCCCCCAACCCCUCCGGCCAGUGCCCAAUCUGCCGCUGGAACCUGAAACACAAGUAUAACUACGAGGAUGUUCUGCUGCUCAGUCAGUUCAUCCGGCCACACGGGGGCAUGCUGCCCCGAACGGUCACAGGCCUGUGCCAGGAAGAGCACCGCAAGAUUGAGGAGUGUGUGAAGAUGGCCCACCGAUCAGGUCUGCUCCCAAAUCACAGGCCUAAGCUUCCCGAAGGAUGUGUUCCAAAGAGCAAACCCCGACUGAACAGGUACCUCACCCGCUGGUCUCCCCGCUCCGUCAAGCCCAUCUACAACAAAGGCCACCGCUGGAACAAGAUCCCUCCAGUUCUCAGAACACCAAGCGUGGGGAGGGAAGGAAGCAGGGGUGCUGAGUCAGUGCCUUGGGUCUGGCCCCCGAAUGCCCAGAGCCUGGCACCUGUCCUGGGAUGCAGCAUCCAAGCAAGAACAUCUUCCAAGGACAUGCCCGUCUCUACUGGUGGACCCCAGGAAGGAAAUGGGGUCUCUGUGACUCCACCAACUGCUGGCUGUAUGCCUGGGCCAGGUGGGACCUGAAGCACAAUAAGGCCUCCGGAGACCUCCCUGGUGGCACGGUGGUUAAGAAUCCACCUACCAAUGCAGGGGACAAGGGUUCGAUCCCUGGUCCGGGAAGAUCCCACAUGCCGUGGAGCAGCUAAACUCGUGCGCCACAACUGCUGAGCCUGCGCUCUAGAGCCCACGAGCCACAACUACUGAGCCCACGUGCCACAACUACUGAAGCCCGCGCACCUAGAGCCUGUGCUCCGCAGCAAGAGAAGCCACCGCAAUGAGAAGCCCACGCACCGCAACAGAGAGUAGCCCCCGCUCGCUGCAACUAGAGAAAGACCACACGCAGCAAUGAAGACCCAACACAGCCAAAUAAAUAUUUUUUUUUAAAAAGGCC
Molecule: messenger RNA, 1139 nt
Organism: Physeter macrocephalus (sperm whale)
Lineage: Eukaryota; Metazoa; Chordata; Mammalia; Artiodactyla; Physeteridae
Gene: MRPS18A
Product: mitochondrial ribosomal protein S18A
Exons: 7
Coding region: 23-772 (249 amino acids)
Biological process (GO): mitochondrial translation
Cellular component (GO): ribosome; mitochondrial small ribosomal subunit
Molecular function (GO): structural constituent of ribosome; small ribosomal subunit rRNA binding
Source: RefSeq, a predicted model, not a curated record